GGAACUGGCGAGGGAGAGACGGAGGGAAUUAGGGUUUGCAAUUUUCGCGUAUUUGAUUGAUGAUCAGGACGCAAACCCUAAAUUCGGAUUUGGGGGGCGGGAAUCGCGCUUGAUCUUCUUUUCUUUUCGGUUUUGCUGCAUUUAUUCUGUUAUCCAUAAUUCGAUCGAUGGCCGCGGAAAUGCGCCCGAAGGACGCAGCAAUCUGCGACGAUUUACAAGAAAUCGCAUUCCCCAGCCAUUGUUGCUGCUUCUCCUUCAAUUUUCCGUGUUUUGAAUCCGAUAAUUGGGAGCGAAUUUCAACGACAGGCGGAGAACAACAAGAACAGCAAGAGUUUAGUGCUCGAUCGAGCUGGUGGGUGAAAGGUAUCGACGCGCUGAAGAAAAUUAGGGAACUGUCGGAGCUCGCCGCCGGACCGAAGUGGAAGACGUUCAUCCGUCGCUUCAACAAAUCUGCUUGCAAGUCCAAACCGUCGAAAUUCCAGUACGAUGCGUUCAGUUAUUCUCUGAAUUUUGACGAAGGUAUUCGGGAAGACGAACAGCUCGAGGGCGACGUCGUUUUGAGAGAUUUCUCAUCCCGGUAUGCUGCGUUUCCGGCGAGCAAUUCCGCCGCCCAAUCGAAGGACGCUGCUACGUGAGAAAUCAUCGGUUUAACAUUGCAGCAGCGUCGAUUCGAGUUCGAUUCUGUUCACAAAUCAGUGAAUAAUCCUUGUUUCUUCAAGACUUGUGGUUGUGAGGGAAGUUGUCGAUAAAUCCUUUCUUGCUUCAUGUGCAGUGUAUUGUAGUUUACGAUUCUCAUUUUUAGCAUACCAUUCUUUACAUCUUUUCUUUCGUUCUUCCAUGAAUUAUAGAAAUCUGAAUGAUAUGGUUGCUGAUUUUUUACAAGAGUCGACUCUACUCACGAGUAUUUUAUUGAUUUUGUGGUUGUAAGAUUUGUUCAUUCCACUUUUCAUCUUCAUCUUGGAAGAAGCCCCAAAUUCUCUCACUUGAUUUAAAGCUUCGGCUAUGGAAGGGAAAGAAAAUUCAGAUGAAUUCGAAACCCUGAGAUUUGCGUUCAUUUGAUCUCCCGACCAUGAAAUUUGAAGUUUAUCCACAUUAUCAAUUUCGGCUUGAUCUUGAUCAGUUAUGGAAGAAUUCUUGGUAGCCUCGUCUCUUUUCUUCUACAAUUACUGAAAAAGAUGGAAUCUUUAACCUCCAAGAUUGAUUAUUUUAUCAAUACAUCAACAUCUGUGGGACCAAAAAGAUUGCUUCUUUACAUAAUUGGAUCUCUUCUUUAUAAUGUAAAGGCAAUUUGCAGGUGUGUGAAGAAAAAGCAUUCAUGAAAUUCUGUAAUAAAGAUCAGAUCAGA
Andrographis paniculata is the source of this 1345-nucleotide messenger RNA. RefSeq lists its product as uncharacterized. NCBI's taxonomy places the organism in Eukaryota, Viridiplantae, Streptophyta, Magnoliopsida, Lamiales, Acanthaceae. The transcript has 2 exons. The record is from RefSeq and is a predicted model, not a curated record. Bases 168 to 635 code for a protein of 155 amino acids.